AUGAAUUGUUUUUCAUGUUUUUCUUCCCACGACAAGAAGGCAUCUAAAUGGCUAAACAGUCGCAGCAGAAAUGCUCAGACUUCUUACAACUCUGCUCAAACAGAAACUAUUCCUCCACAGCCACGGUCCCCAGAUGCAGAGAAUAUUCUUAAACCAAAGACCCCAGCACCUGAACCUACAAAGAAUGCUGAUGGCCCUAAAGACAGCGGUAACAACAACAUUGCAGCACAAACUUUCACCUUCCGUGAAUUGGCUACAGCAACCAAGAAUUUUAGACAAGAAUGUUUGAUAGGGGAAGGUGGAUUUGGGCGAGUUUAUAAGGGAAAACUUGAUAAAACCGGCCAGGUUGUAGCUGUAAAGCAGCUUGAUAGAAAUGGAUUGCAAGGAAACAGAGAAUUUCUUGUUGAGGUGUUGAUGCUAAGCCUGUUGCACCAUCCAAACAUGGUCAAUCUCAUCGGAUAUUGUGCCGAUGGAGAUCAGAGGCUUCUGGUUUAUGAAUACUUGCCAUUGGGAUCUCUAGAGGACCAUCUACUUGAUCUUACACCGGAUCAAAAGCCAUUAGAUUGGUUUGCCAGAAUGAAAAUAGCAUUAGGUGCUGCUAAAGGUUUAGAAUAUUUGCAUAAUAAGGCCAAUCCCCCUGUCAUCUAUCGAGAUCUGAAAUCCUCCAACAUCUUGCUGGAUAAAGAGGUCAAAGCCAAACUCUCCGAUUUCGGGUUAGCCAAGCUAGGACCUAUUGGGGACAAGACACAUGUAUCUUCCAGGGUCAUGGGAACAUAUGGAUAUUGUGCCCCGGAGUAUCAAAGAACAGGGCAGUUAACAGUGAAAUCAGAUGUUUACAGUUUCGGGGUCGUUUUGUUGGAGUUAAUCACUGGAAGGAGAGCCAUUGAAACCUCAAGAUCAAACAAAGAACAAAAUCUAGUUACAUGGGCACAACCACUGUUCAAGGAACCCUGUAGGUUCCCACAACUGGUGGAUCCACUUCUUGAAGGAGAUUUCCCUAUAAGAGGCUUGCAUCAAGCAGUUGCAGUUGCAGCCAUGUGCCUGCAAGCAGAAGCAGAGGUACGUCCCUUGAUAAGUGAUGUGGUCACUGCUCUCAGUUUCCUUGGAAAUGUUCCAGAUGCAAGCACUGCUGCUUCCUCUUUUCCUUCCCCGGAAUCUGACAAGACACCAAACCGAGAAAUUUAUGAUGAAGAUAGCAAGACAGAACGCCAACGAGCUGUGGCAGAAGCCAUAGAAUGGGGCUCAACUUCGAAGCACGCAGAGUCACAAAAUAAUAGCGCUAUGUUGUAGAAAUUCGCCUAACAUAAAUGCAAAGUCCCUUCCAUGAUAUAUAUAGAUAUCUCCCUACGGUUCAUGUUCCUCCAGGCUUUAUCACAUAAUACCAUUUCUUUUUUCUAUUCUUUUUCUCAGCUAACCUGCAAAGAUG
Durio zibethinus is the source of this 1426-nucleotide messenger RNA. The record is from RefSeq and is a predicted model, not a curated record. NCBI's taxonomy places the organism in Eukaryota, Viridiplantae, Streptophyta, Magnoliopsida, Malvales, Malvaceae.